AUGAACGCCUUGAAAACAGUCACCGUGGUUGGUGGAGGGCUAAUGGGCUCAGGCAUCGCUCAGGUAGCAGCUCAAGCUGGCCAAAAUGUUACAAUAGUGGAUCUGAAGCCAGAGUUGCUGGAGAAAGCCCAAAAAUCCAUACACUCAAAUUUAAGUAGAGUGGGCAAGAAGCUGUACAAGGAUGACACAGCAAAAAUUGAGACAUUUGUUAAGGAGUCUUUUAGCAAGAUCAAAGUUUCAACUGAUAUAGAGCAGGGGGCAAAGUCCGAUCUCAUCAUUGAAGCUAUAGUGGAGCAACUGAAACCAAAACAAGAAUUAUUCAAAAAGUUAGAUGAGUUGUCCCCUGACCAUACAAUAUUCGCAACCAAUACUUCAUCAAUUUCAGUCAAUGAAAUAGGUGCAGAAAUCAAAAGAAAGGACAGGUUUGGCGGUUUACAUUUCUUCAACCCAGUGCCAGUGAUGCGGCUAUUGGAGGUGAUCAAAGGUGAUGAAACCUCUCAAGCGACUUACGAGGCCAUGAUGGAGUGGGGCAAGGCUAUCGGCAAGACUUGCAUCACCUGUAAAGACACUCCCGGCUUUGUGGUCAACCGUCUGCUUGGACCAUACAGUGCUGAAGCCAUCAGGCUCUAUGAGAGAGGUGAUGCCACUAAAGAAGACAUUGACAUCGGCAUGAAGUUAGGUGCGGGUUACCCUAUGGGUCCGUUCGAGUUGGCCGACUACACCGGGUUGGACACGAACAAGUUUGCUCUACAAGUGAUGUAUGAGAAAACAAAGAACCCUGUAUUUGAACCCAUAGCUCUGGUGGACAAAAUGGUGGCUGAGGGCAAACUGGGCAUUAAAAGUGGGGAGGGAUUCUACAAAUACAAUAAAUAA
Messenger RNA from Chilo suppressalis (striped riceborer), 873 nucleotides. The record is from the annotation of a GenBank genome assembly. NCBI's taxonomy places the organism in Eukaryota, Metazoa, Arthropoda, Insecta, Lepidoptera, Crambidae.